AAAGUACUUUCCCUAUUUACCUUGGGAUACCAUGCGUAGAUAAGCAGAGAUAACGGCAUUGUUAAACUCCAAUUAAAAGAGUCAAACACCCAUGAGCCAGCCAACAAGCUCAAGAGGCUCUCCGGGGUAUUUGUCAUGAUGGUAAAGUCCAAUCUGAAAAGUCCAUAGAAAAUUCUGAUCUUGGCAUGAAAUUGAGCGAUUCUCCAUGCCGAAGCGCAGAUUUCUUCAAGAAACUUUGCUGGUCAUGGCAAUGCGUAAUGGCGAGGACAUGCACCAAACUGCAAUGGGAAUUGGCAAACGUCGAGUCGUGCCAACGAAAUUGGUUGGCAAAUGACAAAACCCGUAUACCCCGGAGAGGGCGUUGCGGUAGCUUGGAAGAUUCAGGGUCCCUCGACAAGUAAAUGAACAAGCUGUAGUCCAAUUUUAGAUCUAGACUCUCAAC
Molecule: messenger RNA, 442 nt
Organism: Pyricularia grisea
Lineage: Eukaryota; Fungi; Ascomycota; Sordariomycetes; Magnaporthales; Pyriculariaceae
Exons: 2
Coding region: 186-401 (71 amino acids)
Source: RefSeq, a predicted model, not a curated record